UGGUCACGUGACAGAAAGGGGAAGUAAAAUCUUUAAUCGUCACUGUAAACAUGACAGAAGCAAAACUCGGAGAUUAAAAUUGCGUUUUAUCUUCAAUACAUUAAGACACCGAACACAUCUGUCGCUUUCUGCUACUGUUCUCACCCGGGUGUGAGAGAAAUGACGCGAUAUCUAUUCAUAGUUCUGCCGCUGAUGUUGUGUUGCUGUCAGGUCGAUGGUCAGGAGGCGGUUCUGCACGUGUCUAAUGGAUCUACAGUGAGAGAAUACUGUCUGGUGUUUAACUCUUCCUUGAGUAACAUCUCACAAGACCUCAAUGCAGCGAAGCCGUACCCUCUGAUGAACUUGAGCUCCAGUCUGUUGUGUGAUGCGGUUGGGCACUCUGAAGGGUCUCUGAAGGGUCGGGCUGUGGUGGUCAUGAUAGGAGUCUGUCCCUUAAGUCAGAAAGCUCAGGUCGCUCAGUCAUUGGGUGCGUCUGCGCUUCUGAUCGCCAGCAAGACCAACCUGGUGUCGCCUUCAGCAAACGAGUCUGAGUUCAGUAAAGUGAAGAUUCCUCUGGCACUGGUGAGGUAUCGUGAUGUGCUGGAUGCCCUGCAGGUGUUUCCUCAGGGAAUGGAGGUGAAGCUGUACGUUCCGCCCGCACUACAGUUUAACAUCAGCGUCAUCAUUCUCUUACUGAUCGCUGUGUUUACGGUGACCCUGGGGGGGUUCUGGAGCGGAGCAGCGGAGAGGGUGAAGCAGACAUCAGGCUCCUCUGCAGACGACGAGCAGGCUGACGGCAGUGAGAUCACUCUCUACUCGCCCCUGAAAGUUCUGCUGUUUGUGGCUAUAAUGUGUGUGAUGUUGGUGUUGAUGUACUUCUUCUACUCAUGGAUGGUUUAUGGUAUAAUCAUCAUCUUCUGUCUGGCAUCAGCGACGGCACUCUUUAACUGUCUGGACUCACUCAUGACGGCUUUGGGAUUUGGAACGCUCAGUUUGUCAUGCGGUGAGAAAACUGUGUCUGUGCGCUCGCUCCUGCUCGCCGCUGUCUGCAUCACGCUGUCUGUGAUCUGGGGAGUCUACCGCAAUGACGACAGGUGGAUCUGGAUUCUUCAGGAUCUGUUGGGUGUGGCUUUCUGUCUCAAUUUUCUGAAAACCAUCUCCCUCUCAAACUUUAAGAUCUGCGUGAUUCUGCUGAGUCUGCUGCUGGUGUAUGACGUCUUCUUUGUCUUCAUCACACCGUUCCUCACAACUAAUGGAGAGAGCAUUAUGGUGCAGGUGGCUCUUGGUCCCGGGGGAAGUGGAGAACGGUCUGGUGGUAAAACGGUGGAGAUUCCUGCUGACCCCUCAUCAACCUACGAGAAAUUGCCGGUAGUAAUGCGUAUCCCACAGUUAUUUGCGGUGGCACAGAAUCUGUGUAUGACUCAGUUUUCCAUAUUGGGCUACGGUGACAUCAUCAUACCAGGACUGCUGGUUGCGUACUGUCACAGGUUUGAUGUGUGGAUGAGUAACUCCAGAAGAAUCUACUUCAUCUCCUGCGCUCUCGCGUACUGCGUGGGUCUUGUGGUGACGUUUGCAGUGAUGUUGCUCUCUAAGAUGGGACAGCCGGCGUUGCUGUAUCUGGUUCCCUGCACACUCCUCACCAGCUCCAUUCUCGCCUGCGUCCGGAAGGAGUUCAAGCAGUUCUGGGCCGGCACCAUCUACCAGGUUCUGGAUGAUUCCAGUAAGCCCUUACUAUCAGAUGGGGACGUAGAAUACACCGGCGGAGCAUCUACUAACACACAACAGAAGGGAAUCUGUUAACUGCACUGGACAGUUUCAACACAUCUGAUCAAUACAUUAAACUGACAAAGACAACAUGAAACUGUUAGGGGCCUUAAAUCACCUAAUCAACCUGAGGGUUUCUUUCUUUUUCAAUUUUUACUUCAUUUUAUACUUGUAAUCUUUCAGAUAUUUCUUUCUAUAGAAGUGAAUAAUUUAACUGUUCCUCUGUAAUUCAAAUAGAAUUGUCUAAUAAAUGCCAAAGUGAGA
Molecule: messenger RNA, 2007 nt
Organism: Triplophysa dalaica
Lineage: Eukaryota; Metazoa; Chordata; Actinopteri; Cypriniformes; Nemacheilidae
Gene: sppl2a
Exons: 17
Coding region: 160-1779 (539 amino acids)
Biological process (GO): membrane protein proteolysis
Cellular component (GO): cytoplasmic side of endoplasmic reticulum membrane; lysosomal membrane; Golgi-associated vesicle membrane
Molecular function (GO): aspartic endopeptidase activity, intramembrane cleaving
Source: RefSeq, a predicted model, not a curated record